AGCUGUUUGGCAGAACAGAUUCCAGAUCAAUUGAUAUCCGCUCUGAUCAAGCAAACGCCUUGUGUGAGUUUGCCCCGAUUGUAUGUAAGUAAUCACUCAGCUGAGAUAGUAGACAACGGCACCGGAACAGCAGUAGCAGUAGCAACAAACAUACAACGCCAUGGCGGCUGGCGCAGAGUAGAGUUUUCUUGGAUGCUACGACUACAAACCGAAAGCACCACCAACGAAACCCCUCAGAUCGAUUUGGGACGCCGUCGUGUAACGUUCUCCAGUUUUUCCAUAUUCCGACCAGACGACAGACGAAAGACGAUGAUUCAGGCGAAACAGUUACGGAUGAUGAUGCUGGUGCUGCUCGUGCUCUUGCUCGUGCUGGAGCUCUUCUCGUGCCCAACUCUGGCUCUGGACCCGCUGACCGUCUGUCCGCCGAGUGUGGGCUGUGUGAAGGGCACUCACCGCAAGGGCUAUCAGUCGGAGCGGUUCGAGGCCUUCAUGGGCAUUCCAUAUGCCAUGCCGCCCGUGGGAGAGCUGCGGCUAAGCAAUCCCAAGGUUAUGCCCAAGCUGAUUGGCGUCUACGAUGCCACCAAGCCCAAGCCGGACUGUGUGCAGAAGAACUAUCUGCUGCCUACCCCCAUCGUCUUUGGCCAGGAGGAUUGCCUCUAUCUGAAUGUCUACAGGCCACAGCUUCCUCGCUCUAGACAGUCCCUGCUGCCUGUCAUGGUCUACAUCCAUGGCGGUGGCUUCUUCAGUGGCUCCGCGGGACCUCAACUGACGGGACCAGAAUACUUCAUGGACUCGGCUGAGGUUAUACUGGUAACCAUGGCCUAUCGUCUAGGGCCUUUCGGUUUCCUGUCCACCCAGGAUGCAGCCAUCUCCGGAAACUUUGGCCUCAAGGACCAGAAUCUCGCCCUGCGCUGGGUGCAACGCAACAUCGAAGCCUUCGGUGGCGAUCCCAAGCGUGUGACCAUCUUUGGCCAGAGUGCCGGGGGCGUGGCCACGCACCUGCACCUACUGAGUCCCAGGUCGAAAGGUCUCUUCCACGGCGUGAUCAGCACCAGCGGCACAGCCAACGUGCCCUUCGCCAUCACGGAGCAACCCCUGGCGCAGGCCCGUCUGGUGGCCGAUCUCUGCGGAAUCAAACUGGCGCAAAAUCUCAGCACGGCGAAACUGGCGCGUGCGCUGCGCCAUGUGGAGGCAACGAAACUGCUGGACGCCGGCGAUGGCCUCAAGUUUUGGGACGUGGAUCACAUGACAAACUUCCGGCCCGUGGUGGAGCAGGGCGUGGGCGCCGAGGCCUUUCUCAGCGAACAUCCCAGCCGGCUUGUGGCACGCGGCAGUCGCAUGCCCAUUCCCUGGCUGCUAGGCACUGUGCCGGACGAGGGAGCGGUCCGCGUGGUGAACAUCAUGGGCAAUGAGACGCUGCGCCAGAGCUUCAACGAUCGCUUUGACGAGCUGCUGCAGGAACUGAUGGAGUUUCCGACCGGCUUCAGCGAGCAGCGGCUGGCCAGCAGCAUGAAGCUCAUCCUGAAGGAGUACUUCGGGGAUGAGCACGAGGUGAACGAGAAGACUGUUCAGGGAUUCAUGGAUCUCAUCACUGACAGGGGAUUCAAGCAUCCGCUGUACAAUGCCAUCCGGGCAGAUGUCCGCCAACGGCAUCCGCAUCCCCUCUAUCUGUUUAGCUUCAACUACAGGGGUCCGCUGAGCUAUGCCUCCGCCUACACAUCGGCGAAUGUCAGCGGCCGUUACGGUGUGGUCCAUUGUGAUGAUCUGCUCUACUUGUUCCGCAGCCCCCUGCUAUUUGCCGACUUUGAGCGCAACUCCACGGAGGCCAAGGUGAUUCAUUCGCUUGUCGAUUACUUUGUGCACUUUGCCAAAUUCGGCAAACCCAGGAAUAUGGAGUCACUGACACCGUGUACGGAAUCGCUGCUCCAGUCACGUCCAGUCAGUGGUAUGUGUGAUUACCAGGAAUUUGCCAAUACGCCGGCUCCCGCCAAGGGGUUCGAGGUGCACGUGUCCAGCCAAUUCCAGGGGGCACGAGUUCAGCUUUGGUCGAGUAUACUAAAUGAAACCUCCUUAAAUGAAUGAGUCACAAUACUCUCGUAUCUGUACGAACAGUUCCAUGCUCUCCUCAAAGAUGUAGCACUUAAAACGGUGCACACACAUGCAUACGUAAAAUCUCAAAUAAAACCCUUGGAUUUAAUCCUUGACGUAGCAGGAA
Molecule: messenger RNA, 2215 nt
Organism: Drosophila obscura
Lineage: Eukaryota; Metazoa; Arthropoda; Insecta; Diptera; Drosophilidae
Gene: Jhe
Product: juvenile hormone esterase
Exons: 9
Coding region: 193-2082 (629 amino acids)
Source: RefSeq, a predicted model, not a curated record